This is a messenger RNA of Salvelinus fontinalis (brook trout), 1782 nucleotides long. Its product is annotated as epithelial membrane protein 2-like. The transcript has 5 exons. Bases 285 to 770 code for a protein of 161 amino acids. Gene Ontology annotation, cellular component: plasma membrane. NCBI's taxonomy places the organism in Eukaryota, Metazoa, Chordata, Actinopteri, Salmoniformes, Salmonidae. The record is from RefSeq and is a predicted model, not a curated record.
GUGACAAAGACAUAGCUAGAACAUGAAAAACAAAUACUCCACCACAAAGUUGUUGAAAUAGUGGCUUUUGGGUAAUUGCAUGCAUGUGAGACAGAGAGAGGGAGGAAAAAAAGGAGUGAGAGAUUUUGGUGGGGUGUGGACUCGGAAAAGAGGGAGGGAAGUGGGUGGAGGUGUGGUUGUGAGUGUUUGUGCGUUCCUUGGCGGCGAGGGCUGAGUCUGACAUUUGGAACGUAGAGAGCAGAAGGAAUUGGGCUUCAACAGAAAGGCUACCAUCAAAAAUCAUCAUGUUGGUUCUUCUAGCCGGAAUCUUCCUCCUUCACCUCACUAGCAUCAUCCUCCUCCUAGUGGCAACUAUCGACAAUGCCUGGUGGAUGACAAAAACCGUGUCCACUGAUGUGUGGGCCAGGUGGAUACUGACCAAUGGAACCUGGAGCUCCAACGAUCUCCCCGGCCACUACCAUCAAGAAUACCUCCAGGCAGUACAGGCUAGCUCCAUUCUGGCCUGCAUAUUCUCUUCCCUUGGCCUGUUUGUGUUUGUGGGACAACUCUUCACUCUGUCCAAGGGACAGAGAUUCACCUUCUCUGGCAUCUUCCAGCUCCUAGCCUGCCUGUGCAUCAUGAUCGCUGCCUCCAUCUACACAGACAUCUUUCACAAUAAUGAAUCGGAUGGUUGGUAUGGCCACUCCUUCAUUCUGGCCUGGAUCUCCUUUGCGUUCACCUUCAUCUCCAGUAUAAUCUACUUUGUCCUGCGAAAGAAGACCGCAAACUAGAAGCAGAAGACUAGCCAAACACAAGGAACAGGCUCAAUAUCUUACGAUCUGAUCGUUUUUUGUACAAUUGGGUAUGGAUAUGAGUGUGGGAUACAAAAGGGGAGAGUUGUUAUCCACAUGUUUUCUGGCUUGAAUUUUGAUUCAUGUAUCUCUUUUGGUUCCCACUGAAGUGUCUAAACAUAUGGAUUUACAUUGUAAUAACUUACCUGUCCUGCCCACAUAGCUAUAACUUACCUGUCCUGCCCACAUAGCUAUAACUUACCUGUCCUGCCCACAUAUUACCAAGUCCAUGUUUAGUUUUCAAUAUAACGUGGACAACAUUUUCAAAGUUAAUGAAACUUUUAUAGCCCUCAUUAUAUUUGUUGAAGGUAUAGGGGAGUCAGAGUAUAGACCGACAGUAUCUCAUUAUUUCAGAAUCAUAGUCCUGAACUAUUCUUGCUUACAUUUGAUUUAUUUCUCAAUUAGGCUCAUAAUAAAACAAUGCCAAAACUCUCAAAACCAAAUAGAAGAAUGAAUUGACUAGAGUGCCGCAAACAGAAUCCAAUUUCGGAAACUGUCAACCAUCAUUACCCCGUUUGACUUACAGCCCUACUAUAGUGUGCUGAAUAAGACAAAGAAUAUCAUGUAUUUGCCAAUGUCCAUACAUGGAACAUUAGUACUAACCUCACUGCUAACUGGACCCCUCCCCUUUUUAGUUAUGUAAUUAUUUUUGCCAAUUAUUUUAUGCUUUGUACCAUUAGUCUUAUAGUAUAGAUUAACUUCCAUUUGUCUGAAUCAACCUAUCCCCCAGACACACCCAUGGACUGGCAGACAAACCAACAGACGGAUAGAUCUUGAGUGCCUUGAAAUCUGACAGAGCAUAUUUGCUCGCUGCACAUUGAGAUAUGUGUAAAUAUGAACAUGUUUGGUUCCACAUUAUGCUUUGUAUGUCUAAUGCAAUUUUAUUUUUGUUACUAUUUCUUAUCAGUAUGAUAAUGAUAAUAAUUUGUAAUUAAACCUGAUUUAAAUGAAA